This is a messenger RNA of Lecanosticta acicola, 1055 nucleotides long. The record is from the annotation of a GenBank genome assembly. NCBI's taxonomy places the organism in Eukaryota, Fungi, Ascomycota, Dothideomycetes, Mycosphaerellales, Mycosphaerellaceae.
AUGUCGGGCGGCUGGAACACAAUCGAAUCAGACGCCGUCCGUUCGCCUCACAAUCAUCAGACUCAUACCAAGUGCAAGACUAACCCAAGUUCUAGGGUGUCUUCACCUACCUGAUUGAAUCCCUCGGCGUCAAGAAAGUCCAAUUCGAAGAACUCAUCUCCCUCGAUCCCGAAUCUCUGCAGCAACUCAACCCCAUCGGUGUGAUCUUCCUUUUCAAAUACCCGACGGACGAGGAACCCAAACGCGACGCACCUCUCGAUGGUGAAUUCGACUACGCAGCGCUAGAAGCUCAGCCAGGACAAGAAGAAGGCGGACCCGUCUGGUUCGCAGCACAGACAAUCCAGAAUGCUUGCGGGACACAAGCAUUGCUGAGCGUACUAUUGAAUAAAGAUGGACUGCAGGACGAGGGAGGAGUGGACAUAGGUCCCAGUCUACGAGAUUUCAAGGCCUUCACAGAAGCCUUUCCUUCCGAUCUAAGAGGCGAAACGCUCUCCAACUCCGAUCUCAUCCGUGAUACGCACAACUCCUUCGCACGAUCUUCGCCUUUCGUAUCAGACGAGACACGCAUGGCAACCGCGGAUGACGACGUCUACCACUUCAUCGCCUACACCAGCAUCAACAGCACUCUUUACGAGCUCGACGGCCUUCAACCAGCACCAAUAAGACACGGCGACGCAGGCGCUUGUCCUUCCGAAAUAUUUGCAGAUGCCGUGAUCCCAGUACUACAGCGGAGAAUAGAGCGGUAUCCACAGACGGAGAUUCGCUUCAACUUGCUGGCCAUGUGUGAGGAUCUGAGGGAGAGAGCAAAGGAGCUUGGCGAUCAGGAGUGGCUGGCGCGAGAAGAGCAGAAGAGACGUGAUUGGCGGUGGGAGAACGCUCUACGGAGACACAACUUUGUGGGAUUCAUCGGGGAGGCGAUGAAAGGCGUGACAGCUUCUAAGUUGAAGGACGGAACCUAUGACAAGUGGGUGGAGGAUGCAAAGGCUGCAACAAAGAAGCGAAUAGAGCAACGCAAAGAAAGGGGGCAGGGCGCCGAUGAGAUGGACCUCUCAUAA